This is a messenger RNA of Solenopsis invicta (red fire ant), 7971 nucleotides long. It is a transcript of the gene Dhit, whose product is annotated as regulator of G-protein signaling 17. The record is from RefSeq and is a predicted model, not a curated record. Lineage: Eukaryota; Metazoa; Arthropoda; Insecta; Hymenoptera; Formicidae. The coding region runs from base 2599 to 3567 and encodes 322 amino acids. The transcript has 5 exons.
AGACGUGUCCGCGCCGGGCAGCUUCGCGUCGCGGCGCUUCGCGUCGGCGUCGCUGGAAUCGUCCGCGAGACAGGCAGACAGUGGUGGCCAAGGCACCGUGUAAGCGCGUGUAACCGCCAUAUUGGCCGAACUCCGGACGACAGCUCCUCGCGGGUCGUGGAGCUUUAAAGCUCCCGACAGCUUUCCUGACCGUUGCCCGAGUCGGCCCGGGCGUAAUAACGGGGGACGCGCGUAAAGUGGAGCGAGGGCGAGCGGUUCUCGCGCGGAAAAAGAGACUGCGAGGAGAGGACACGCGAUAAUACGCCUUCGAGCACCGCAUCGGGCAGUGAAAAAGAGCUAGAGAGAGAGAGAGAGAGAAAGGGAGAGAGAAAGAUAAGGAUAAGAUAUAACACGCGGACGUAGCAGUGAUAAGUGUUCCGGAUACGCAACGUAAACCAAGGGAGAAUCACGGUGAUCGAUCGCGGCGGUGCAUCCGAGUAUCAAUAUCGAUCUUCCUACUCCGCGGGCAUACACUCUCUCUCAAUUCGUAUCUUCCGAAGGUUUCUUUCGUCGGAACAAACUCCCGCGUCGGAUUCUGCGUCGCUUCCGUUAUAUCACAUUCAUCAACUCUCGCUCGCGACGAAGAUCUACAAAGAGAAAACGUCAAUGUGCUCCGAAAACGGUACAAGCUGCACCUCGUUCGAAAUUGUACAAGAGAGGAUCGACAACUUCCACCAAUAUUAUCAAUAAAUCUAAAUUUCUUCCUAAAACUCAAUCUUCCCAAGAAAUACCGAUUUCGUGAAAGCAAAGAUUAACGCUCGACCGGAAGUCUUCCGAUAAACUACCAAGCGAUCAAUCGACGAGAAGCUAGCACGAAGAUAGCCUUCAGCAGUCUACCUUGCCGGCGUGACAACGCGCGGGUUCGUCUCUCCCUCUGGUCUCGACUGCUGCCAAUCAAUAACCGGCGCAUCGACUCGCUUACGCUCCACUCUCCUUCCUUUUGUCUCUCUCUCUUUCUCUCUCUCUCUGCCUCUCUCUCUCUCUUUCUCCCCUCUCUCUACCUCUCUUUACCUCAUUUGUCUUCCCACUAUCUCAUACUCUUACUUUCAACACUCAUCUUCUGCUCAACUAAAUACGUUAACAUUCUCUCUCUCUCUCUUUCUCUUUUUCCUUUCAUUGCCUUUCCUUUUCUUCCUAUCUUUCUCUUUCUCUCUACCCUAUCCAUAUAUAUAUAUAUAUAUAUAUAUAUACACCUAUAUCUUUCUCUCUCUCCCUUGCGCCUUCCGCGCUCGCGCGUGCGAGGUGCGCGGAACGGGUGCCUGUCAGCGCGAUCAACAGCAUCAAGAACACAGGCAAACGCAGCGGUAACAUCAGCAACGGUCCGAGCCAACGACAGCAGCCAGGAAACAUUUAAGCUUGGCCGCACCAGCGCCUCGCGCAACAUCUUCCAACAGGCGCGAGUACCUAUUUAUAAUUCCAUCAAACGCAAAGGGGAACGAAAACUGAAUGAGGCAUCGCGUACGGCCACCUAGAUCAGCCGCGAAGAAAAGAGAUGUCGAUGUGAGAUUGACGCUGGCUCGAGAACGUAGCACGGCGUGAUGCAGCCGCACCUUUAAAUCGCGCGAUUGAAGAAUGUGAUGAGUCGAUCGCGGGCGACAUCCUCACCGUUAUCUACAUCACCGUCAUCGACAUCGUCCUAAAGCUCAAGGAUUCGGUCCCGUUUGAUUGAUCGAAGGAGUGAAUUUUCUAAGUUCCGAGGCACGGGACCGCGUACGUAUCUAUGGAGCGCGACAAACUUGCUCGAUCGUAUCGCGCUCAUUCUUAACAGUAAAGGCCAUCGGUAGCAAAGAGAAUCUCCACUUCCUGUUCCUCUCUGUAGCGUGUCUCGCAUCCGCGCACUCUCGCCUUUCUCUCUGUCUGUCUUUCUCUCCCUUUCUCUCCUACCUCUCCGACUCGGCCGACCGACCAGUCGAUCCGCGCGCGCGGCUGUUCCGUUAAGAGAGAGAGAAGGGUGGAGGGCGCCGCGAAAGGGUGACGGUGUUGGAGUGGUAUCGCGGCGCGGGUGGUAUUAACGAAGAGGAUUGUCAAGGGGGACAAAACGACGGACAAUCGGGCAACAGCAGAAAGUGGAAGAAAACGGAAAAUGAAUGAAGUAUCAUGCGCGACAUCGACGACGUAACCCUCCGCUCGUUGGAGUCCGUUGUUCAGUGUCAUCGAGCGACGUCGCCAUCAUCGUCGGCGUAGUAGCGCCUCGCCCGAUCGCGAGGCGAGAAAUCCGCUUGGCGGCUGGUUGCUUGGUGGUGCGCGUACCUAUGUGUCCGUUCGCGAGUCCGUGAAGGGUUCGUGCGCUGGGCUGUUACGCGGUUUCGGCUGAGGGGCACUGGUGCGCGCUGGGAGCAUGCGGGCUUCGGGCGAGGCCCGGCGAGGCGGCUCCGCGGGAGGACCGGGCUAAAGGAACGACCGCAUAUCGGAAGGGACACUCGCGAACGCGGGCACGGUGCGCCCGCGGCCGUGCCCGCCCCGCACCCCCGCAUCUCGGCGCCGCGCCGGUCACGCGCCGAUUAGCUUGAUCCUGAAGACGCGGAAAGCGAGCUGGGCUCGCUUUCGGACGCAUGGAACAUGAUAGAGAUGUCGAGUGGACUUGGUGCAACUGCAAUGGGAAUUGGCGUUAGUCACGGGACUGGCGGCGAAGGUGUAGCUGGUGGUUGCCGCCUCCGUGCACAGAACCAAGGCCAGGCCUCGGGGUCCACGAUGCAGCACAGUAAUCCGCAACAAUCGUCUCAGCAGCAGCAGCAGUCGCAGCAGCAACAGCAACAGGCGCCCGCGUCGCAGCAGCAGUCCCAGCAACAGCAGGCGGCCGGAUUCACGGGCCGAUCGAAGAAGGACAACUGUUGCCUAUGGUGGUGCUGUUGCUGCCCGUGUAGUUGCCCGUGUAGGAAUAAAUGUUUGGCGGCAGUUGGCGGAAAUUCAACGGGUAGCGGCGGUGCGGGUGAUCAGGACAAGAAAAAGGGUAACGCCGGUGUCGGCGGCGAGCACGGCAGCGGCAUCAGCAUCGCGGGUGCAGGUGCGGGUAACGGUCUCGACGGACUUGACGGCCUCGACGGCGGUCUGGAGCGCUGCAGUUUGGAGGAGGUUCGAGCAUGGGGCUCGUCCUUCGAUAAACUGAUGAAGAGCGCUGCCGGCCGCAAGCUCUUCAGAGAGUUCCUCGUGAGCGAAUACAGCGAAGAGAACAUCGCUUUCUGGCUUGCUUGCGAGCAACUCAAGAGGGAGAGCAAUCCUGAAACAAUCGAGGAGAAGGCACGCUUCAUUUACGAGGAUUACAUAUCCAUACUUUCGCCAAAGGAAGUGAGUCUGGACUCACGAGUGCGAGAGAUCGUAAAUCAUAACAUGGUGGAGCCUACGCCACACACCUUCGACGAGGCGCAGCUACAAAUUUACACCCUCAUGCAUCGGGACUCGUAUCCACGUUUUGUCAACAGCGAGAUUUAUCGGAGGGUGGCCAGAAUGAAUAGCAGCUGUCCGCCCAGUCCGAGUACCGGCCAACAAGAGCUCAGUGGGAAAACGAAAAGCAAGCGAGGAGCGACGUAAUCGUAAUCGUGAUAGGUUUUAGAGAUUUUGAUCCGCGCUCCCGACGUCUUUGGAGGUCUUGGUCUGCGCUCCAGAGACGUCGGGAGCGCGAACCAAGACCUCUAAAAUCAAUAAUCUUCAUCAAAGUCACGAUCAGCCGAACCGUUCGGUAAGAAUUCGCAACACAUCCUCUGCGUCAAGGCGAGGAAUCGCCCGAACGGACAUGGCUAACGAAGCCAAUCCCUCGCAGGAGAGAAUCCUUCCAUCCCCACGGGUGAACGACGAGCUUUCUGAUCACGUUAGAUUGCUUGCACGGAAGCCGGGAGCUUGUUCAGUGAUUCGCUCUUCCACGCGAAGGCGCAACGGGGCCAUGUAAUCGCGCUCGCCAUUGCACGCGAGCCGUUACGACACCGAUGAUGAUAAUGAUAAUGAUGAUGAUGAUGAUGGACUGAACGUACGACGAGAUCGCGAUCGCGGUCGGUCGCGUAGAUCACAAAUCGCGGCGUUCCACUUUCAGGAGUUUGGUGCAGAGCGUAUGCACGCGGGACGGUGGAUCGUAGCCGGAGAAAGAAAGAUCACGCGAUCGCACGGGGAUGGCGGACACCAACGCGAACACCAUCGAUCCUCCCGUGUCCAUCGAUCGUCGAGCCUCGCGAUCUACCCUCGUUAUAGUUUUAAACUUGAAAGCUUGAAUAGGAGGUCGAUUCGGACUUGCGAGCUUUCCCUUUCUCUUUCGCUCUUCUCGGCUUAAAAGCGAAUUCGAUCUGAAUCACAUACCUUAAGUCUUUCAUGAGCCGUUACAAAUACUGGAGGUAUCCUCCUCUUAGCAAGUAUCGAAGAAAAAUUGGAAGAAUAUUUAUGCUGGAUUUUUUUUUUUUUUUAAUUAAAUUUGUGCGCGUAAAAGUGAAUGAUAUGUUUCUAACUCAAUUUGCCAGAGGCCAAGCAGACUGAAAGAGGGUUGACUAUCUGAUUUAAGUCUUAAUACGUUCAACAAAACGAGAUGCUCACAAUGUAAUACAUAACUAUAAUUAUCUGACGCGUUUUUGAUGUUGAAGUGAUGUUGAUAAUUGCCACAUAUUUUUAGUAUGUAUCACAUGUAUUCGACCGAAAUUCCGCGAACGCACUUUUUCCGCGGAAGGACAAGCUCUGCAAGUUCGCGAAUUGAGCUUCCGCGGAAUAAUGGAUAUUUAUCCCCUUCUCAGGAUCUGCAAUUGAUCCCGAACGCAUUUUAUCGCGAUUGUGUCUCCUGUGAUCUUAAGAUUAACGCGCGUAGCAAGAACUCGUCGAGAAUGUCGCGUGUCUUCGUGAAGAUAGGUUUAAUCUGCUCAAGAUCGAACUCACCGUUCGCUCUCUUUCUCUCCCUUCCUUUCUCUCUUUUCCUCUCUUCUUCUUUCUCUUUCUUUUUCUCUAUUUCUCUCUAUGUCUCUCUCGUUUCCGCGACAUUUACCUUUCAUGGAUGGGGGAGAAUCGAGUCAACAUCGUCACAGAGCCCGCUAUAACUUCAGGGUAACGUAUCGUAAUGCAUUUUUUAUCGCGCGCACUUUUCUAUAAUCACCAGUAGUCCGCGAGUUUUUCUCCUCGGGAAGGACAAAGUCGCGAAAUCGUACUUAUCUAAAAAAAUAAAAAAUAAAAUAAAAAAGAACGUAGAAAGAGAAAGGGAGAGAAAAAGGAAGUCUUUUUGUUUAGAAUUAUUAAGGCUACUUUGAUUUGUUCGAUUCUCACCACUUUUACCGGGUUACCGAUGGACCGAGGGAUCUUCGCCACUUCUGGUGCGUCAUCCCCAUGGCGGAUAUUGAGCUACUGCCAGCGAGAACACACCAAAGAUCGAACGUGCGUUGAAGCUAAUUUGACGAUCACCAAAGAGAAGAAUGACACUCAAUCGACACGAAUCACAUGCACACGCACGCACAAUUACACAAAUACGCGCAUGUAUACGUGUACAGAGACACCUGAGACACAUAUGUAUACACACCAACAUACACACACACUUAUCCACGCUGACGUAAAGCGCGUACGCUCGUGUAGAAUCUAGUCAUCGUCACGCGGAAACGCGCGAUCGUGGAAGAAAAUGGCCUAAACACGAGGAAAAAAAAAUACCAAGUGUCCCUCGAACUCGCGCGAUAAAUCGAGACUGUCGCAUCGAAAUUGAACUGUCAUCGUUGAUGCGUUGAUGAAGGCAAUGAAACAGGAGGAGGAACGCGGGGAGAGAGAAAAAGAGAGAGAAGAGAGAGAGAGAGAGAAAGAGAGAAAUUUCACGGAAGCGACGCUCGACGAAAAGCGGCGAGGCGUCGCAGUGCGGACGCAUCUUUUAACACUAAUUCAUAUAAUUAUAAGUAUGAAAUAGGAUUUAAAAUAAAAUUAAAAUAAAAGAGGGAGGUAUGACGAGACACUCGAGCGUCAUCGACGUUUGCAAGCAAAGUACAAAUAGGAAAUCGGCGGCAAACCGCUUAAAUGACGCUGGCUUUCUACUCGUGCAUUGCUUGUGAAUCUCCGAUCGAAAAGCGGCGCCCGCUUGCCAUCAGGAUUUCUUUUCAGCCGCGAUGCGCUUCGACUCGAACACAAUUCACUUCGCCUUCGGAUUUAUCUUCCAGAAGUGUCGCCCGAAUAUUCCCCGUAGUAUGUUUUACAUCUGAGACCCAUUGCAGUAUGCGUAUAUGUGCAUAGCACUGUGUUUGACAAUGGUAAGUAACGGUAAGCGCCAGAGAGUGUCGUCUCGAAGUGCUACAAUGAAGAAAUAUGGAGAAGUGUCAGAAACACGCGACAACUAAUGUUAAACGCGAAGAUUAAUAGCCAGCUUAAUAUGAAGUAAUGUCCCGAAGAAACUCCUCCGGCGUUUAUACUUAUCAAGUUUGCAUCUGACAUUUAUUUCGCGUGAUUUGUCAGACACAAAUCACGCGAAACAAAUGACCGCCAACUAUUAGCAUCUCGUCUCGCGUUGUGGGACCGAUCGCCGCGUCACGAUCGGGGAAGAGAACCGAGAGACUGCGACUGCGUAUCGCAAGCUCAAGAAACUCAUUACUUACUCUCUGAAUUCUUUGGAGUGGAGUCCCACUCUAAAGAGUGAAAAUCCUGCCAGUCUUGAUAAAGAGUGGCUGGAUUUUCACCCUUUUAGAGUGGGAUUCCACUCUUUUAGAUGAAAUUCCACUCCAAAGAAUUUAGAGAGUACGUACUUAUUCUUUCGUUUUUUUUCCCCUCCCUCACGAAACAAUAUACUCUCAGGAAUUCGCUAAAACGCAUCGGUGGACGACGUACGUAAUAUUUUCGAAUUCGCCGCUCAAUGAAACGACCAAGAAGAGAGCGAUAAAAUUUCGAGCGCAUCGCGGCGCACCUGCGCGCGAUCUCCACUUGCGACAUAGAUCGGUAUUACACGUCGCGGCAGGUAGACAUGUCAACCAUUAUACAUAACACGUAACAAAGAAAAAGGACGCGCGUGCUCUCCCGUGGAUCAUCGUGAUCGGGAGGCUCGAGACGAUAUAUGAGCGUGCGUCUCUCUAGUCAAAUCGAAGUCGUCGGUAUCGUCGCGAGCGGAUAACACAAGCGACAACACUCAGUCAGUCAGCGUUUGGCUACUGCCCUGUAGAUAAUAUAUAGAUAGGCAUAAUGAACGAAAAGAAGAUUAAUAAUUAUAAAUAUAAAUAUAUAUAUAUAUAAAUAUAAAAAGAGAAAAAAUAUAUAUAUAAAUAUACAGAAAAAUAUGUGCUAUGUUCCACAUAGGUGCCGAAUGCGAGCGUGCGAGAAUAACCGUGAGAGAGAAUGCGAGAGAGUGACGCGUGUGUCUUUUUAAUCUUCGAUUCUUUGUUCGACGCGAGGACAGCCCCGUCCGCCGCGACCGAAAGCGAAAGACGACGGUACCUAGUGGAAAUCUCAAGUCGAUCUUAAUUCUAGCAUCGAUGCCGUGUUCGCGUGACACCGAUGCGGAAGACGAACGUGAUACAGUGAAGAUCGUAAGCAGUGAGAAUUGCGUAAUUAGAUCAAGAAAGAAGGGGAUAGAGCGACAACGAUAUAAAUAGACGAGAUAAAUGUCCCUUUAGGACUUGUAAAUGCAAUAUUAUCUUAUUAUUCUUGCCAUCGUUAUUAUAUCGUUAUAAAGUAAUUAUUAUUAAUGCUAUUAUGCGACUAUCGUUAUUAUUAUAUUUAUUAUUAUAAAUCCUUGUUCAUUGAUUUCUGUUUGCUGCAAUACUUUUGCAAGUCGCAAGAAGUAUGUGAUAUAGAAAUUUUGUGAUAUAGAAGUUAUAUAUAUAUAAAUGUCUUCGUCAAAGACACUCGGAUUCUUUUCGCUCUCUCUUCUUCUAUCUUUAGGGCUGUUCAUUUAGGACCUCAACGCGACUUCCGGAGGCCUCGCGUCGGCAUCGUCGAUGAAAUUAAGCGGUGAGAUUGCUCGAACGUCGUCUUCACUAAUAAACGCACAAUUUUCUCAACCUUCGA